AUGGAGGGAAAAUGUGAGAAGCGCAAUGCUCUCCUCGUCACUGCGCGUUCGCAUGGUCAAGAUGGCCGCGGUCACGGCUCCUCCUUCGUACUUGAUUGCUUUGAUGUAGAUCUGUCCAUAUCAGUGACAAAUGAGGGCCAUCGGAUUUUUAUUGACCAAUGCUUCCUACCGCUCUGGAUGGUAAAGAUGGAUCGCUUGUACAUUUAUUGCAGAUUUUAUCUGUGCAUGCCAGCUGAACCGGGCCUUCAAUAUAUAAGCGCAAAAAUUCUACGACUGGUCUACCGGGUGGCUUUGAACUACCUCAGGACGAAUGCUCCGUCAGCAAGAAGUGGUGUCUGCGUCAUUUUCCCGCUGAUCAUUUACUGGAUGUUGUCUGCUCUUCGGAACUGGGACUUCGCUCUUCAUAGGCGAGCCGCGGUAAGGGAUUGCGAGGUGGCCAUAGAAAGCGAGGCGAGUCUUCUAGAACCCACCUCAAGACAAGACGCAGCCGGCCAUCUGCAAAACUCGCAGCUAGCAGGAAUAUAUUACCUUGACGAUGUCUUCUGCAAAGCUUUGGAAUCGGCAUUUACUCGUCUCAUCCUUAUUUCCCAACUCCAUCUUCCGCCCGACACGUGUGAGCAGGCAAAUGCUAGACGAUGGAGUGAGGAGGCCUGGCGACAAAGGCUUAGGUAA
Messenger RNA from Echinococcus granulosus, 672 nucleotides. RefSeq lists its product as hypothetical. Lineage: Eukaryota; Metazoa; Platyhelminthes; Cestoda; Cyclophyllidea; Taeniidae. The transcript is spliced from 7 exons. Bases 1 to 672 code for a protein of 223 amino acids. The record is from RefSeq and is a predicted model, not a curated record.